AGUAGCGGAAGCGUUAAGGCAGAGUGUGUCGUCAUCAGAGUGUCGCGUUAUUAAAGUGUUGACGUGCGUUCUGUUUAUUAAAUGGCUCAUAACGUGACUCCUUAAUCGUUUGUGUUUAAUGCGGACAAUAAAAUGGCCACUUUGGUUCUGGACAACGGAGCCUACACGGCGAAGAUCGGAUACAGCCAGGAGAGAGUCAGCGUCAUCCCAAACUGCCAGUUUCGCUCCAAGACGUCCAGAUUAAAAACGUUCACAGCCAAUCAGCUGGAUGAGAUCAAAGAUCCUUCAGGGCUCUUCUACAUCCUCCCCUUCCAGAAGGGUUAUCUGGUCAACUGGGACGUCCAGAGGAAAGUGUGGGAUCACCUGUUUGGAAAGGAGAUGUUUAAGGUGGAUUUCCCAGACACCAGCGUCAUCAUCACAGAGCCGUACUUCAACUUCUCCUCCAUUCAGGAGUCGAUGAAUGAGAUCCUGUUCGAGGAGUACCAGUUCCAGUCGGCUCUCAGAAUAAACGCCAGCUCGCUGGGCGCUCAUCACUUCUUCCACUCUAAACCCUCGGAGCUCUGCUGUCUGCUGGUCGACAGCGGCUUCUCCUUCACGCACAUCGCCCCCUACUGUCGCAGCAAGAAGAUGAAGGAGGGCAUCCGCAGGGUCAACGUAGGAGGGAAGCUGCUGACCAAUCACCUGAAGGAGAUCAUCUCGUAUCGACAGCUACACGUGAUGGAUGAAACUCACGUGAUCAACCAGGUGAAGGAGGACGUCUGCUACGUCUCACAGCAGUUCUACAAAGACAUGGAGGUUUCACAGAUGAAGGGCGAGGAGAACACGGUGGUGAGGGAUUACGUUCUUCCAGACUUCAGCUCCAUCAAAAAAGGCUUCUGUAAGCCGCGAGACGAGAUGGUCUUCAGCGGGAAGUACAAGACCGGAGAGCAGAUCCUGAGGCUGGCCAACGAGCGCUUCGCUGUUCCUGAGAUGCUCUUCCACCCGUCGGACAUCGGCAUCCAGGAGAUGGGGAUCCCCGAGGCCAUCGUGGACUCCGUCCAGUCGCUGCCUGAAGAGAUGCAGGCCCACUUCUACCAGAACAUCGUCCUGACUGGAGGAAACACUUUGUUCACAGGCUACAGAGAGCGUCUGGAGGCGGAGCUACGGUCGCUAGUCCCCGCCCACCUCCCCGUGUCCGUCCUCCAACCUGCAAAUCCGAUCUGUUAUUCGUGGGAAGGAGGGAAGCUGCUGGCUCACAGUCCGGACUACGACGAGAUCGUGGUGACAAGAGACGACUACGAAGAGAACGGACAUUUCAUCUGUGAAGAGAAGUUUGAUAUCUGACCCAACGAACGUCUUCACUGCAGACUCUUCUGCAUCACCGUGGACAUGGAAACAAAACAAACAGUUCAAUAGAACUGAUAAACAGGAUCUGCCUUUAAAGUGCAAAAUGGAUCAAAUUUUUUUUUUUUUCUACAGAUAUAUUUUAUUUCAGUGUGUUUUGUUUUAUACUUGUGUCUGUAACCUGUCAAACAGACACUGAGGGAUCAGACCUUUGUUGUUAUUGUUAGUAAACUCUGAAAUGACUCCUGAUAA
Messenger RNA from Anoplopoma fimbria (sablefish), 1575 nucleotides. RefSeq names its product actin related protein 6 (gene actr6). The transcript is spliced from 11 exons. Bases 133 to 1323 code for a protein of 396 amino acids. Gene Ontology annotation, cellular component: Swr1 complex. Gene Ontology annotation, molecular function: nucleosome binding. Lineage: Eukaryota; Metazoa; Chordata; Actinopteri; Perciformes; Anoplopomatidae. The record is from RefSeq and is a predicted model, not a curated record.